AUGGCCAUACAUGGAAACCCCGAGGCAGAGAGCAGCAGCGAAGCCCCCCAGGUUUCACUCUGUAGAAUGGAAGGUCUCUACAGUAACAGCACUUUACCGGACCAAAGCUUUAACUACAGCAACAUCACCUGCAACUACCAAAAGAGCAUCCAUGAGUACCUAUACAAUGAGCCUGAUGUCAUAUAUGUGGUGACAUGCGUUAUCAUUGUUGUCGGCCUUCCUUUGACCCUGGUGGCCAUCAGUGCUCUUUAUUCUAUGGUGAGAAGUGAUCAUGUUGCUCCCAUCUACCUCAUCAACCUUCUCAUUAGCGACCUGAUUCAACUCUGCUGCAUGAUCGUUGAAGUGGCACCACCUGAGGAUGAGAUUAUAUCUGUCAUGUCCUUUUGUAUUUACCUCUCUGGUCAGAUUGCCAGUGUUUACUUCAUGGUCUGCAUCGCCCUGGAAAGGUAUUUGGUCAUCGCCCACCCGCUGUGGUACCGCUUCAGACGAACCAUCAGGAGCUCUGUGGCGGUCUGUGUCCUGGUCUGGGUCCUUCCUCCUUUUUGUGUUGUCCUUUUCUUUUUUGUUUAUCUGGUCCCAGCAAUAAUCUACCCCAUCCUCCUCCUCCUUCCCUUCCCACUGUUAAUAUUCUCCCUGGUUGGGACCCUCAAAGCCCUGUCUGCUUCCAUCUCGGUCCCCUCUGAUGAAAAACGAAGAAUUGUGGGAGUUUUGGUUCUGGUGCUGCUUAUUUAUACGAUGUUCCUGCCCGCCAUCAUUUGGUACCUGGAAGUAUUCAGUCAAGAGCGCUUGUUCCUGGGAUCAAAAAAUGACCUUAUCCACUUAGGUCUGUCUUUCAUCUUUGUCAGGCUGAGUCCUCUUGCAGACUUGUUCCUGUAUGUCUUCAUGAGGAAAGGGUUCAUAGACAAGCUUUUGGCCUCUGUGUGUUGCUGCAGAAUGGACAGCAAUGAUAUCAGCAGUCCAUCAGUAUGAAUGAUGACAACAUUUCCACAGUCAGCUUCAUGUAGGCAGAGAAAGAGGGAGAGAGAGAAAGGGGAGGAAACAGGAGGAGAAAUGGAGGCCAAUAGAAAGGAUAGAGACGAGACAGAUCCUGUCAUCUACUGAGACCAUUUCCAAUAAGACACCUAACUGUAGAGAACAGGAAGCACUGUUUGGACUCUGCUGUGGGAGAAGUGGCUGCUGGGAAAUGUUUUGGUCAACUUGCUCUGGUUCACUGUGAUGGCUUCA
Messenger RNA from Micropterus dolomieu (smallmouth bass), 1224 nucleotides. RefSeq names its product G-protein coupled receptor 4-like. Lineage: Eukaryota; Metazoa; Chordata; Actinopteri; Centrarchiformes; Centrarchidae. Gene Ontology annotation, biological process: positive regulation of Rho protein signal transduction; phospholipase C-activating G protein-coupled receptor signaling pathway. The record is from RefSeq and is a predicted model, not a curated record. The coding region runs from base 1 to 969 and encodes 322 amino acids. The transcript has 4 exons. Gene Ontology annotation, molecular function: G protein-coupled receptor activity. Gene Ontology annotation, cellular component: membrane.